CCGAUGAUGACCCAGGACGACUCGGGGCAAUGGCAAGAGGAUGAUAGUCAUGAACUGAAACGCGUCAAGGUCUACGAGCUCCAGGGAUCGCGUUGGGCCGACAAGGGGACCGCGUUCUGCUUCGGUGACUUUCAGGACAACGAAGCCCUCUUGAUUGCGCGGGCGGAGGCGGACUUCAACAAUGUCAUUCUUACCACCACCAUUCGGUGCAACGAUGUGUAUCAGCGACAGCAAGAUACAUUGAUUGUGUGGACGGAGCCGGAUGGUACAGACUAUGCCCUCAGCUUUCAGGAUCCAGAGGGCUGUGCGGAGGUGUGGCAUUUUAUCCAGGAAGUUCAGCGGCACCUGAAUGUCAGAGAGGACAUGGGUAUGUCUUCAUCCCCGAUGAUAGGCUCUGAACCGUCCAUCACUACUGCGAGCAUUAUUCGGUCUGGGCAUCUACCACAACCUCAACUGGGGAUCAUAGGCGAGAUUGAGAGGGCGAUUAAGACCCUGGCGCGAACAGCAGUCAUUAAGGAGCGAAUAUGUGAGUACAUACAAACCGAGGAAUACAUUAAGGGCAUGAUCGACGUCAUGAAUCAGGCGGAAGACCUAGAAAGCCUCGAAAAUCUCCAUGCCCUAUGCUCAUGUAUGCAGGCUAUCCUGAUGCUCAAUGACCACAGCUUGUAUGAGCAUAUCCUGGAGGACGACCUUUUCUUUGGCGUCGUCGGCAUGUUGGAAUACGAUCCGGAGUUCCCCAAGCACAAGGCAAAUUAUCGCGAGUUCCUUCACCAGGCAUCACACUUCCACCAACCCAUCUCACUCGGCGAUGAGGCUAUUCAGAGGAAGGUGCACCAUACAUAUCGCCUGCAAUUCCUCAAAGACGUUGUCCUCGCCCGCGCCAUCGACGAUUCAACGUUCAACGUUCUCAACUCCUGCAUUAUCUUCAACCAAAUCGACAUUAUUAACCACGUUCAGAACGACCCGUCUUUUCUUCGCGAGGUAGUCGGCCUGUUCAUGGACGAAGACCUGAUUCACGCGCUCGGGCUCGAGCCGUACAAAAUCAAGGAGGUGAAUGGAGACAGAAUGGACGUCGACCAGCCGGGGGAGAAAGCCAAUGGUGCAGCGCAGCUCAACGGCACAGUUGAGGGCCUGCCCCACUUCAAUCCCCCAUCAGAGGAGGAGCUGGCGCGUCGACGAGAGGUCAUCUACCUCAUCCAGCAGCUCUGUGUAAUGGGCAAGAACGUGCAGCUACCAGCUCGCAUGGCGCUAUUCCGGACACUGGUGGACCGAGGUAUUCUCUUUGCCGUGCAGUGGGCGCUUGGACAAUCGGAGACCGACGAGGAAGGGCGCCAGAUGAUUGCGGCGGCAGGAGAAGUCCUGACCGUGCUGCUUGAUCAUGAUCUCAACGGUGUACGCGGUCACGUGCUGAAACAGCUGAAUGCGAUGGAUCGGGAGAAGGCGAAUGGGAAAAAGAUUGUAGAGAAGGAGACCGUGCUUGCAUUGAUGUGCAGGAUCAUGGUGAGGAGCCGGGAUCUAGCCGUACAGAGUCAGGUGGGAGAAUCGUUAAGGACGUUGCUGGAGAUCCAGCCCGAUGUUCCUGACGCGCCCGCGCAGUCGAUGGUGGGAGUAAGGAUGCUUCAGCGUGCUAAGGAUGAUCCUGGGGUCGAGAAGUUCCUGGAAUAUUUCUACAAGCACUGCGUCGAGACGCUUUUCAGACCAUUCGGAGACAUUCCCGAGUUUAAGAACGCAAGUGACUCCUCGUUGACCAUGUCACGGGAGCGAGCGAAUCUUUUCCUCUACCUGUGUGACCUACUGUCCACCUUCACAUUGCAACACUCCUUCCGCAGUCAUUUCUAUAUCCUCUCAUCCAACGUUGCAAUACACGUUGCGUCGUUGCUGGGCGCCAGAGACAAGCACCUCCGCUUAGCCGCGUUCCGCUUCUUCCGGGCGUGCCUCAAGCUAAACAACAGUAAUAUAUUCAAGUACUUCAUUAAACAUGAUCUGCUACAGCCCAUCUUGGAUCUCACGGUGCAAGAAUCUCGACGAGACAAUCUUCUCAGUGCAACGUGCCAAGAAUUCUUCGAGUAUAUGCGAUCGGAGAACCUCAAGGAUGUCAUACAGCACUGUAUGACACAACACGAGGCGCAGAUACGGCAGUUGGCGGAGUCUCCGCUAGGGGGACCCCGCUUCCGCAACUUCAUUGCUCGUUGGGAGAUGAACAUUGAGCCACCACCAGAGGCAGAGAAGAUCGAGAAGUGCGGCCGGUUGCUCGAAGCAGAGGAAGAAGACUACUUCAACACAGACGACGACGUUGAAGAUGUACCCGUUCUCGGUCAACAACUGCCGAAAGGGAGUCCUCCCAAGCGCAGGCGACUCCGCGGCAUGGGUUUGCCGGGACGUGUACCUCGGAGCCAACAUCAGUCCAUGCCCUUACAGUCGCUUGGCGCACUUGUGGCGUAUGAUGACGGCGAGGAUGUCGGCGGUCUAGGUGCUCUUGAGGAUGAACCGGCCGCACCGGCGUCGCCAUCAUUACCUCGCUCACCAUCUGGUGGAUUUUUUGCUGGUGCUUCUUCUGAAGAUGUCCCCUCAAGUCCGCGUAUAUCACAUAAGCAGAUUGCGUCAAAGUCGUCUUCACCAUCUGACGACCAUGAUGAUCUUCUGGAGCAAUUGUUCAAGUCUGGACCAUCUUCGCCAUCGAAUGGGAAAGCACCGGAUAUUGUGGGCGCGAAACGACGGCGAGAUGACGAGGACGAUGAGCUGCUCGAGCGUCUGGCUAGCAGAUCCAAACGACCCAGCGUUGGGCCGAAUCCAGAGAAGGAGAACACUGAUCAUGCUAUGGUCAGUAAAGCAGGUCUAGCGAAGUCAACAGAUGAGGGACCAAAGAAGAUCAAGCUCAAAUUUGGGGCUGUGGGAGCCGCUGUCGCGUCUUCCACAUCCCCAUCUGCCCCAACUGCACCUUCAGAUCCUGGUUCGAAGGAAGGCGACAACGGUUAAUUAACUGCACUUAUUAUGGACGUGCGCUGUCCUGCUCUCAUGCAGUCACUAUAUUAUCUUCACGACAGUAUCAUAGCAUGCUUUGUAUGUCGUAGAGCUCAUGAAUCAAUCUUGUUGUUGCCAGG
Messenger RNA from Postia placenta MAD-698-R-SB12, 3101 nucleotides. RefSeq lists its product as hypothetical. Gene Ontology annotation, cellular component: protein phosphatase 4 complex; nucleoplasm. NCBI's taxonomy places the organism in Eukaryota, Fungi, Basidiomycota, Agaricomycetes, Polyporales, Adustoporiaceae. The transcript is spliced from 11 exons. The record is from RefSeq and is a predicted model, not a curated record. Gene Ontology annotation, biological process: DNA damage response; protein dephosphorylation. The coding region runs from base 4 to 2976 and encodes 990 amino acids. Gene Ontology annotation, molecular function: protein phosphatase activator activity.